Messenger RNA from Prorocentrum cordatum, 2202 nucleotides. The record is from the annotation of a GenBank genome assembly. Lineage: Eukaryota; Dinophyceae; Prorocentrales; Prorocentraceae.
AUGAGGUUUAUUGGUGGCCUGCUGGCGAGGCGAAUUCCUGCAACUGCGGUGGAGAACCCUGGCGUGAAGAAAGUGACGCAGAUGCAGGCAGUGACGGUGAAAGCAAAGGAUGGACAAUCGAUCGGGGCCACUACCAGCAUUAAAGAGUGGACGAACCAAGGAGCAAUGACGGAGGCAUGCGAGAUGCGCGCGGACAUGACUUACGCCGCAGUAGUUGAGCGAGGCGCAUUGGUAUCUGCCAGCUGGGUUUGCAGGAUGGAGAUGUCGGGCAACGCCCCCAUUGCAAUCGAUUCUGAGAUUGAGGCUCCAGUAGGGAUGCCACCGCGUCGCCUUCAGUUCGACCCUACCUGUCGCCGCAACCCGAGCUACGUAACGAAGAUCAGUCAAUGGGUGCGCGAGUGGCGGGGCGAACGCAUGGACGGGGCGCUCAGCCACGCGCAGCGCGAACCGGCUGAUCCGCAGGGCGAAGGGGCAAUCGAGGAGAAGCGCGACUCUCACCUUGACCCCCUUAAACUUUGCCGCGGCAGUUUCCGCGACGCGUUAACGUUAUUGGAGAUGGAGCGUGCUGGCAUGCUCGUGACCUGGCCUUGCAUGCCGGGAACAGUUAGUCCGACGACCAUCGGCAUGAAGUGCCUUUGCAGCGGCGCCACCGCUUACAAUGACCACGGGGACAUCACGACAGGAACGCGGGUCCACGAGUUCCCCGCCUCGCUGGCGGCGUGGAGCGCCGGCAGGCUGGAGGAGACCGCGCGCCAUCUCGCAGGCUGCACGCUUGAGCUGCCGCCCGAGGACGACCCGCUGGCCCUGCGCCCCCUGCCGCCGCCCACCUCCGCCAGCUCUGCAGGCGGAUGCGGGGGCCCUGGCGGCGCCGGAGGCUGCCGCCGGGUGGCGGUGCUCGGGCGCGGGCAGACGGCGUUUGCGGACAAGAUGAGGAACGCGGCCGCCGGAGGCGUCGUGGGCGCCGUCAUCUGCGACAGCCACGACGGGCACCUUUUCCGCAUGGUGAGCACGCCGUCGGAGGAGGGCGCCGCGCAGGGCCCGGCGGCCCCCGCGCCCGCGGAGGAGGAGGACGCCAGCGCGCUGGCGGAGCUGCCGCCGGCGCUUCUGGUCUCCAGGGGCUCCGGAGAGCGGCUCCGCGACGUGCUUCGGAGGGCGCGGUCUACAAAGGCGCCGCCGCCGCGCAUCCGGCGGCUGCGGCCCCGCGAGGCGCCCGGCGUGCUGCUGUGCAUCGGCGGCGUGGCGCUGGCCGGGCAGCGCGCGGGCAGCGCGGAGGUGUGGCUCUCCCUGGACCGAGGCGGCAGCCAGGCCGGGCGCGUGCUGCUCGUGCUGCCCGGCGGCCCUGCCGUGGUCUUGGCCUCGAGCCUCUACGACCUGCUCAGCGACAUUUUCUUCCUGGACAGGCGGAACGCGCUGUGGCUGGAGUCGCGCUCACCCCAGGUCUUGGGCCUGCUGCGGGGCGACGGCUCCGGCGUCCAGGACCCCGGGCGAGCCGGCGAGGCCGACGGGGCUGCCCGCGCCGGCGGCGGGCGCGGGGCCGACGCGGCCGCCAGCGCGGCGGCACGCCGCGGCGGCGAGGGCGGCCAGGCGCAGGAUCUCCGGAUGGGCCCGGAAGGGCCCUGCCGGUGCAUCUCGCGAGGCUUCCGCGGCCACGGCCACACGCAGCUUGGAGAAAGCUGGGCAGAGGGCCGCGCCCACCCCGAGUCGCUGCUGGACGCUUCGGAGGCUGCCGCGGCCCCGGCCACACGCGACUCGGGCGAUUACGCCCCUGGAGCCAAUUGCCAGUACAUCGCGAAUGACAUCCCUGCGCUGGACGAGACCCGCUUGAUUGACCUGGCGAUCGUCAGGCUCACCCUCGAUACGAAGCAAUCGCAGCUCACCAGGGACGCCCUGCAGCAGCUGCCCCUCGGCGGGUGCAUUUCUCACCAUCGAACGCACAUCCCGGAUCGCCAGGAGCCGCCACGGCCGCCCCCCGCCCACCUCGACGCGGUCGCCUUUGCCGCCGCGCUCAUGGCCGUGGCCAGCUCCGCCCAGGCAAGUCACGACUGCUCUGGAGAUUGGGACGCCGAGCGGCGUCACUGCGUGGUGCACGUGCCAGCAGCGCGGCGGCUCUCCAGGGAGCUCCUGUGCGUCGAGACGACGCAGGGCAGGGCCGCCGCAUGUGGAAAGGAGUGGGAGGGGGGGGCCUGCCGGGGGCCCCGCUAG